UGGGUCCGCCGCGGGGACAGGGACGGGACCGGGACGAGUCCGGGGCGGGCAGUGCCAUGGGGGCCAAGCUGCAACUCCUCUGCGCCGCGGCGGCGCUGAUCUGCGCGACGGCCCCGCCGGGGCAGCCCGGCGGCCGGGGAGCGGCGGUGGCGGCCGCGCUCCCCGCGGGCGAAGGGGACGGGUACGGGGUAAAGCUGUGCGGCCGGGAGUUCAUCCGCGCCGUCAUCUUCACCUGCGGUGGGUCCCGCUGGAAGCGGCUCUCCCUGCUGGCGAUGGAGCCCGCGCCCGCGGCCGAUUCUGCACAAACAGCAAGUAACAGCCUACUGGGAAACUUCAAGCUGCAAUCAAUUUUGGGUCCUGAAGUGGAGCAGCUGCAGAGAAGCAGCCCAUUUCUUGGAUGGGAGAUGUUCAAGGACUUGUAUAGUUUAAAUGACUAUAAUGAAUAUGUACCUGUGGCGGAUGACUUCAAAGAACUUGUUCGCCAGGUAGAGGAAGCUGUUCAGAAGGACAGGGGAGGAACAGGAAUUGCAAACCCCCUGGGAUCAAACAGUUAUCUUUCGGCCAGGUAUCCCAGAAGAAAACGGGAAUCUCUGGGUUUGGCAGGAAUGUGUUGCAAAUGGGGAUGUACAAAAGCUGAAAUAAGUACUAUAUGCAGAGUUUAAAAUUCUCUCUGAACUCAUGCAUGAAAUUAAUGUUCAUUGCAGUGCUACUUGAUUGAAUACUGUAUGGAGAAAGAAAACUUAACUGUAUUUUAUUUUGUCUCUGUACCAGUCAGUACUACUGGUUUUCUUUUAAAAAAAAAAAAAUGCACAAGUGUAACUGUAAUGACUUUGUUUUGCUGCAGUAACUUUUAGCCUAUAUUUUUUACUAAGUCUUUUCUUUUAAUUUUGAGCCUUUACACUUCUAUUACAAAUGUAUUAUAUCUUUGUAACACUUUAGGAAGAACUUCAAUGUUUCAUUAAAGUGUAAUUAUACUAAGUGUUACUGAAUUGUUCUUUCUCUGUUGACGGGAAGAACAUCCAGCGAUGUUCUUGAAAUGAGAUUCAUGGUACAAAGCCGUACAGAAAGCUCCACUCAACACUGACUCAGCUUGCUGAUUAUUUUGGACACACUUUUUCCAUUUCCUUAUAACUGCAGAAUUGUUUUAUGGAUAUUGUCUUUCUAAAAACUUUACCACAAUACAACACUUGCAGCCUAAAUUUGUCUUCGUAUUCAUGGGUGGACUUAUUACUGGGUAAAAUAUUAACACUUUAACUAUUCCUUGUUUACCUUACUUCCUCAUUUUUUUUUCCCUACUGCUGCUAAGUGAGAGCAUUGGGUUUGCUUCAAAUCACUUAUUCUACAGACACUCAGACAUCUUCCUGUGUGUUCUUAUGGUAUGCUGGUUUACACUACUUUGUCUGUAUUUCUAAGUUGCUAAUUGCUGCUGUAUUUGUAAAUAGCUAAUUUAAUCUUUGUAGUUUCUAAGCUUUUUGCCUUCCUGGCUGUUUUUCUCAGCUGUAACAAUUUUUAUUUCUAGCUAUGUUUUUGAUAGCUUGGGGGUUUUGUUUUUUUCUGACCUUUAUGAAGUUAUUGGCCUUUAUGGUAACUUCAUUUAGCUUUGUAGCAGCAGUUGACUCAGAAUAUACUUAGAGCUUAGACUGCACAGUUGUUUCCCUUGGCUGAUGGUGCUUUGUUCUUCACAUUGUCUUUUGAAAGGUGUCCUUUGAUUGAACUACCGCUUAGUGAAGUUAUUGCAUCACUUCUUUAUCCCUUUUCCUAAAAUAUCAUUGUUAUUCCAGGAAUUAGGCAGAUAUCAAUCCUUUUUAUUCUUUUAAAC
Molecule: messenger RNA, 1819 nt
Organism: Chroicocephalus ridibundus (black-headed gull)
Lineage: Eukaryota; Metazoa; Chordata; Aves; Charadriiformes; Laridae
Product: relaxin-3-like
Exons: 2
Coding region: 57-662 (201 amino acids)
Cellular component (GO): extracellular region
Molecular function (GO): G protein-coupled receptor binding; hormone activity
Source: RefSeq, a predicted model, not a curated record